Erinaceus europaeus (western European hedgehog) is the source of this 5825-nucleotide messenger RNA. It is a transcript of the gene SMARCA2, whose product is annotated as SWI/SNF related, matrix associated, actin dependent regulator of chromatin, subfamily a, member 2. The record is from RefSeq and is a predicted model, not a curated record. Lineage: Eukaryota; Metazoa; Chordata; Mammalia; Eulipotyphla; Erinaceidae. Gene Ontology annotation, molecular function: histone binding; ATP binding; ATP-dependent chromatin remodeler activity. Gene Ontology annotation, cellular component: RSC-type complex; nucleus. The coding region runs from base 211 to 4971 and encodes 1586 amino acids. The transcript is spliced from 34 exons. Gene Ontology annotation, biological process: positive regulation of transcription by RNA polymerase II; chromatin remodeling.
UGUGCGCGAGGAACCUGGAACCAGGAAGUCCCUGCGGCCUUGACCUGACAGGCGCCCCCGGGAGGAGGCGGGAGGCGGGAGGCGGCUGGCGGCCAGGCCUGGGUGCUGGGUGCUGAGGCCAGGCAGCCGGCUCCACCCGGGUCCCUUGUUCUCCAAGCGCGGCCCCCAGCUUGCUGUCGCUGGACUAGCAGGCAGGGACAAAACGACUAGAUGGCCACACCCACAGACCCUGGCACAAUGCCCCACCCAGGGCCUUCACCAGGACCCGGACCCUCUCCUGGACCGAUUCUGGGACCUAGUCCAGGGCCAGGGCCAUCUCCAGGUUCCGUCCACAGUAUGAUGGGGCCAAGUCCUGGACCUCCGAGUGUCUCCCACCCAAUGCCAGCCAUGAGCUCUGCAGACUUCCCCCAGGAAGGCAUGCACCAAAUGCUCAAGCCCAUAGAUGGCAUGCACGACAAGGGGAUCGUUGAGGACAUCCACUGCGGAGCCAUGAAGGGCACAGGCCUGCGACCCCCUCACCCAGGCAUGGGCCCUCCCCAGAGUCCAAUGGACCAACACAGCCAAGGUUACAUGUCGCCUCACCCAUCCCCGUUGAGCGCUCCGGAGCAUGUCUCCAGCCCUAUGUCAGGGGGAGGCCCAACCCCAUCGCAGAUACCACCAAGCCAGCCUGGGCCCCUCAUCCAGGCCGACCCACAGACUGUGAGCCAAUCCAGCAGAGGUCCCUCACCUUUCAGUCCGGUCCAACUACACCAGCUACGAGCUCAAAUUCUAGCCUACAAGAUGCUGGCCAGGGGCCAGCCCCUCCCUGAAACCCUGCAGUUGGCAGUCCAGGGGAAAAGGACAUUGCCUGGAAUGCAGCAGCAACCACAGGCACAGCAGCAGCCUCAGCAGCAACCACAGACGCAACCCCAGCAGCAGCAGCAGCAACAGCAGCAGCAGCAACAGCAGCAGCAGCAGACUCUUGUUAACUACAACAGACCUUCUGGCCCAGGGCUGGUGGAAUUCAGUGGCCUAAAUGCCCCACAGAAGCUGCAGGUGCCCGCGCCCAGCGGCCGGCCCUCGCCUGCGCCCCCCGCCGCCUCCACACAGCCACCAGCUGCUCCGGUUCCUGGGCCCUCGGCACCACAGCCCGGCCCGGGGCAGCCCUCACCCCUCCUCCAGCUGCAGCAGAAGCAGAACCGCAUCAGCCCCAUUCAGAAGCCGCAAGGCCUGGACCCUGUGGAGAUCCUCCAGGAACGGGAAUACAGACUUCAGGCUCGUAUAGCUCACAGGAUCCAAGAACUGGAAAAUCUCCCUGGCUCCCUGCCACCAGAUUUACGAACGAAAGCCACCGUGGAACUGAAGGCGCUCCGACUACUCAAUUUCCAGCGUCAGCUGAGGCAGGAGGUGGUGGCCUGCAUGCGGAGAGACACGACCCUGGAGACGGCCCUCAACUCCAAGGCCUACAAGCGCAGCAAACGCCAAACCCUACGGGAGGCACGUAUGACCGAGAAACUGGAGAAGCAGCAGAAGAUUGAGCAGGAGAGGAAGCGGCGGCAGAAGCACCAGGAAUACCUAAACAGUAUUCUACAACAUGCAAAGGACUUUAAGGAAUACCACCGUUCCGUGGCUGGGAAGAUCCAGAAGCUUUCCAAGGCAGUGGCGACCUGGCAUGCUAACACCGAAAGGGAACAGAAGAAAGAAACAGAGAGGAUUGAAAAGGAGAGAAUGCGGCGACUGAUGGCUGAAGAUGAAGAGGGCUAUAGAAAACUGAUUGAUCAGAAGAAGGACCGGCGCCUGGCGUACCUUCUGCAGCAGACAGACGAGUAUGUGGCCAACCUCACCAGCCUGGUGUGGGAGCACAAACAGGCCCAGGCAGCCAAAGAGAAGAAGAAGAGGAGAAGGAGGAGGAAGAAGGCUGAAGAGAAUGCAGAGGGAGGAGAGGCUGCUCUGGGGCCAGAUGGAGAGCCAAUAGAUGAAAGCAGCCAGAUGAGCGACCUCCCUGUCAAGGUCACCCACACAGAAACAGGCAAGGUCCUGUUUGGACCAGAAGCUCCAAAAGCAAGUCAGCUGGACGCCUGGCUGGAAAUGAAUCCAGGAUACGAAGUCGCCCCUCGCUCCGACAGUGAAGAGAGUGACUCUGACUAUGAGGAGGAGGAUGAAGAGGAGGAGUCCAGUCGACAGGAAACUGAAGAGAAAAUCCUUCUGGAUCCAAACAGUGAGGAAGUGUCAGAGAAGGACGCCAAACAGAUCAUUGAGACGGCCAAGCAGGACGUGGAUGAUGAGUACAGCAUGCAGUACAGCGCCCGGGGCUCGCAGUCCUACUACACAGUGGCGCAUGCCAUCUCCGAGCGUGUGGAGAAGCAGUCGGCCCUGCUCAUUAAUGGCACCCUGAAGCACUACCAGCUCCAGGGCCUGGAAUGGAUGGUUUCUCUGUAUAAUAACAAUCUGAAUGGAAUCUUAGCUGAUGAAAUGGGGCUGGGAAAGACCAUACAGACCAUUGCACUCAUCACUUACCUGAUGGAGCACAAAAGGCUCAAUGGCCCCUAUCUCAUCAUCGUUCCCCUUUCGACUCUAUCUAACUGGACAUAUGAAUUUGACAAAUGGGCUCCUUCUGUGGUGAAAAUUUCUUACAAGGGCACCCCUGCUAUGCGUCGGUCCCUUGUCCCCCAGCUGCGGAGUGGAAAAUUCAACGUCCUCUUGACUACUUACGAGUACAUUAUAAAAGACAAGCAUAUUCUUGCAAAGAUUCGGUGGAAAUACAUGAUCGUGGACGAAGGCCACCGCAUGAAGAAUCAUCACUGCAAGCUGACACAAGUCCUGAACACCCACUAUGUGGCCCCCAGAAGGAUCCUCUUGACAGGAACACCCCUGCAAAACAAGCUUCCUGAGCUCUGGGCCCUCCUCAACUUCCUUCUCCCCACCAUCUUCAAGAGCUGCAGCACAUUUGAGCAGUGGUUCAAUGCACCGUUUGCCAUGACUGGAGAAAGGGUGGACUUGAAUGAAGAAGAAACAAUUCUGAUCAUCAGGCGUCUGCAUAAGGUGCUGAGACCAUUUCUGCUGAGGAGACUGAAGAAAGAAGUAGAGUCCCAGCUUCCUGAAAAAGUUGAAUAUGUGAUCAAGUGUGACAUGUCAGCUCUGCAGAAGAUCCUGUACCGCCACAUGCAAGCCAAAGGGAUCCUCCUCACAGACGGGUCCGAGAAGGACAAGAAGGGCAAAGGAGGAGCCAAGACUCUGAUGAAUACCAUCAUGCAGCUGAGAAAGAUCUGCAAUCACCCCUACAUGUUCCAGCACAUUGAGGAGUCCUUUGCUGAACACCUGGGAUAUUCCAACGGAGUCAUCAAUGGGGCCGAGCUGUAUCGGGCCUCAGGAAAGUUUGAGCUACUUGAUCGUAUUCUGCCCAAGUUGCGAGCGACUAAUCACCGAGUGCUGCUUUUCUGCCAGAUGACGUCUCUCAUGACCAUCAUGGAGGAUUACUUUGCCUUUCGGAACUUCCUCUACCUGCGUCUGGAUGGCACCACCAAGUCUGAAGACCGAGCUGCUUUGCUGAAGAAAUUCAACGAGCCGGGCUCCCAGUAUUUCAUUUUCUUGCUGAGCACAAGGGCGGGUGGCCUGGGCUUAAAUCUGCAGGCAGCUGACACGGUGGUCAUCUUUGACAGCGAUUGGAACCCUCACCAGGACCUGCAAGCACAGGACCGAGCUCACCGCAUCGGGCAGCAGAACGAGGUGCGGGUCCUGCGUCUCUGCACUGUCAACAGCGUGGAGGAGAAGAUCCUGGCAGCUGCCAAGUACAAGCUCAACGUGGACCAGAAAGUGAUCCAGGCUGGCAUGUUUGACCAGAAGUCCUCCAGCCACGAGCGAAGGGCAUUCCUGCAGGCCAUCCUGGAGCAUGAGGAAGAGAAUGAGGAGGAAGACGAAGUACCAGAUGAUGAAACCCUGAACCAGAUGAUUGCUCGCCGAGAAGAAGAAUUUGACCUUUUUAUGCGCAUGGACAUGGACCGGCGGCGAGAGGAGGCCCGUAACCCGAAGCGCAAGCCGCGGCUGCUGGAGGAGGAUGAGCUGCCGGCCUGGAUCAUCAAGGACGAUGCUGAGGUGGAGCGCCUCACCUGCGAGGAAGAAGAGGAGAAGAUCUUUGGCCGCGGAUCGCGCCAGCGCAGGGACGUGGACUACAGCGACACGCUCACCGAGAAGCAGUGGCUGCGGGCCAUCGAAGACGGCAAUUUGGAAGAGAUGGAAGAGGAGGUCCGGCUCAAGAAGCGCAAAAGACGAAGAAAUGUGGAGAAAGACCCUGCCAAAGAAGAUGUGGAAAAGGCUAAGAAGAGGAGAGGCCGCCCCCCAGCAGAGAAACUGUCACCCAAUCCUCCCAAACUGACCAAGCAGAUGAACGCCAUCAUUGAUACUGUGAUCAACUACAAGGACAGGUGUAACGUGGAGAAGGUGCCCAGUAAUUCUCAGUUGGAAAUAGAAGGAAACAGUUCAGGGCGGCAGCUCAGUGAGGUCUUCAUACAGUUACCCUCCAGGAAAGAAUUACCAGAAUACUACGAAUUAAUUAGGAAACCUGUGGACUUCAAAAAAAUCAAGGAAAGAAUCCGUAACCACAAGUACCGGAGCCUGGGGGACCUGGAGAAGGACGUCAUGCUUCUCUGUCACAACGCACAGACCUUCAACCUGGAGGGAUCCCAGAUCUAUGAAGACUCCAUUGUUUUGCAGUCGGUAUUUAAGAGCGCUCGGCAGAAAAUUGCCAAAGAGGAAGAGAGUGAGGAUGAAAGCAACGAGGAGGAGGAAGAAGAGGAAGAGGAGUCAGAGUCAGAGGCUAAAUCUGUGAAGGUGAAGAUCAAGCUUAAUAAAAAAGAUGACAAGGGCCGGGACAAAGGAAAAGGCAAGAAGAGGCCAAACCGAGGGAAAGCUAAGCCCGUCGUGAGUGAUUUUGACAGUGAUGAAGAACAGGAUGAGAACGAACAGUCAGAAGCAAGUGGGACUGAUGACGAGUGACCUGUGUGAACUGUUUUUCCUUGGUAGAGAUGAAUUCCUUCUCCCUCAGCCCCCCACCCCCCAUCCUACCCAGUGAGUUCAUCUGUCAUAUGGGCACUGGGUUGUUUCUCUGUCAUCACCAUCUAUAAACUAGCUUUAGGAUAAUGCCAGACAAACAUAUGAUAUCAAGGUGUAAAAAAAAAAAAAAGUGCACACACAAAUAUUUGUAACAUAUUGUGACCAAAUGGGCCUCAAAGGUUAAAAUAGACAAAGCUUUUGAUGGAAAAUACGUGGGUGGAUAGUAUAUUUCUAUGGGUGGGUCUAAUUUGGUAAUGGUUUGAUUGUGCCUGGUUUUAUCACCUGUUCAAAUGAGAAGAUUUUUGUCUUUUUGUAGCACUGAUAACCAGGAGAAGCCAUUAAGAGCCACUGGUUAUUUUAUUUUUCAUCAGGCAAUUUUCCAGGUUUUUAUUUGUUUGGUAUUUUUUUUUUUUACACUGUGGUACAUAUAAGCAACUUUAAUAAGUGAUCAGUGUACAGUAGUUAGAUUUUACAUGCAUAUACAUUUUUCCAUUUUAUGCUCUAUGAUCUGAAAAAAAAUGCUUUUUGAAUUGUAUAAGAUUUAUGUCUAUUGUAAACAUUACCUUGUUUUCCCUCUUAAUUUGGAAAAAAAAAAAACGGAUUCGUUGAAAACGCUAUUGAAUAUUGCAAUCUAUAUCGUGUAUUGGAUGGCUUCUUUUGUCAACUUGAUCUCUUCUGUUACCAAUGUGUAUCUUGUCUCCUCCUCCCUAAAGUGUACUUAAUCUUUGCUUUCUUUGCACAAUGUCUUUGGUUGCAAGUCAUAAGCCUGAGGCAAAUAAAAUUCCAGUAAUUUCCAA